Hemicordylus capensis (graceful crag lizard) is the source of this 2421-nucleotide messenger RNA. Its product is annotated as vomeronasal type-2 receptor 26-like. The transcript has 6 exons. Gene Ontology annotation, molecular function: G protein-coupled receptor activity. Gene Ontology annotation, cellular component: membrane. The record is from RefSeq and is a predicted model, not a curated record. NCBI's taxonomy places the organism in Eukaryota, Metazoa, Chordata, Lepidosauria, Squamata, Cordylidae. The coding region runs from base 1 to 2421 and encodes 806 amino acids. Gene Ontology annotation, biological process: G protein-coupled receptor signaling pathway.
AUGGUCAAAUGUAUGAUAAAUGAUCCACACCCUCCCCUUCAUAAGUAUCAUCAGUCCGGAGAUCUCAUCAUUGGCGGGAUUGCUUCUCAGAACUUCAUUGUCUCCAAUUCAAUAGAUUUCACUGAAAACGCUCCACCUGUAUUGUUCAAUGAAUUGCUGACACUUACUAAGAAUUACCAACACAUCCUGGCCUUGGCAUUUGCAGUAAAGGAGAUCGAUGAAAACCCCCAGCUCUUACCCAACAUUACUUUGGGUUUACAAAUCUAUGACAGCUAUUUCAAUGCCAAGUCAACUUAUCAUGCCACAAUGCUACUUAUGUCCUCACUGAAGAGAUUUGUCCCCAACUAUGUAUGUGACCCCCAGAAUAACCUGAUAACAGUCAUUGGGGGACUAGACCCCCUAACCUCCCUUCACAUUGCAACUAUCUUGGAUAUUUACAAAAUUCCACAGAUCAUCUACAGCCCUGCUCCAGUGAUGAAUGAUAAAACUCCAGGACUGCCCUUCUAUCAGAUGUUCCCAAAUGAAGAACAUCAGCACCAGGGGAUUCUCUCUUUACUUCUGCAUUUCAGCUGGAAGUGGAUUGUUGGCAUUGUUAUGGAUAAUGACAAUGGAGAAAGAUAUGUGCAAACUGUGUUCUCAUUGUUUUCCCAGAAUGGUAUUUGUUUUGAUUUCAUAGAAAGAGUACCCCAAAUAGAUUUCCUCUCUGAUCUUCUGGACAAGAUGCAAGAAAGUGCACAAAUACAAGAUAAAGUCAUGGAGAGCAAAGCCAAUGUGGUAGUGGCCUAUGGAGAAUCCUAUUCCACAGCAUUUUUUAGAUUUGCUCCAUUUGUGUCAGAUUUAGGACUUGCAAAAAAUAUAACAAAAGGUAAAGUGUGGAUAGGAACAAUCCAAAUGGAGGCUGCCACAUUUGCCUUUCAACGAACUUGGGAUCUAGGACAAAUCCAUGGAGCACUCUCUUUCACAAUUCACUCCAGUGAUCCGCCAGGAUUUCAUCAUUUUGUUAAGAGAAGAAAUCCAACCAGCACAACAGAGGAUGGUUUCAUCCAGGACUGGUGGGAACAGCUUUUCAGUUGUGUCUUCCCAAAUCCUUUUCAGAACAACUUGGAGAAGAAGAUUUGCACAGGAGAGGAGCAGCUGGAGAGCCUUCCUAAGGAAAUGUUUGAACUGAAGAUGACUGGCCAUAGUUAUAGCAUCUACAAUGCUAUCUAUGCGGUGGCCCAUGCUUUACAUGACAUAUCUUCAUCUCUCUUCAAACGCAGAGCAAUUAUGGAUGGAGAGGGACUGAAGCUUCAGACACAAUGGUUGAUGCAGCUCCAUCACUUUCUGAGUGGUUUCUCAUUUAACAACAGUGCAGGGGACACUGUUUCCUUUGACCAAAAUGGUGAGAUUGUAACUGAAUUUGAUUUGAUGAAUUGGGUUACUACCUCCAAUAAUUCCUUCUAUGAAUUAAAAGUUGGGAAGAUAGAUCUCAAGUCUUCUCCAGACCAAACAUUCAGGAUCAAUGAGGAUGAUAUAAUAUGGCACAGAUGGUUUAAUCAGGUACGCCCUCUUUCUCUGUGUAGUGACAGUUGCCAUCCUGGCUCCAGGAAGACAGUGAAGGAGGGGCAACCAUUUUGCUGCUAUGAUUGUACACCAUGUCCAGAAGGGAAGAUUUCAGACCAAAAGGCUCUGGUGCUCGGGAUAUUUCUGAAGCACCAUGAAACUCCCAUUGUGAAAGCCAACAACCGGAACCUCACCUACACUCUCCUCCUUUCCCUCCUGCUUUGCUUCCUUUGCAUUUUGCUGUUCAUUGGUCAGCCACAGAAGGUGACAUGUCUCCUCCGACAAACUGCUUUUGGCAUCAUCUUCUCAGUGGCUGUUUCCUGUGUGCUGGCAAAAACCAUCACAGUGGUUGUGGCUUUCAUGGCCACCAGGCCAGGAUCCAGGAUGCGGAAAUGGAUGGGGAAGGAAAUGGCCAACUCCAUUGUUAGUUCUUGCUCUAUUAUUCAAGCAGGCAUCUGUGCUGUGUGGCUAGCAGUAUCUCCUCCUUACCCAGAUGCCGAUAUGCACUCAGUAGUUGACAAAAUUGUCUUAGAAUGUAAUGAAGGGUCUGUAUUUUUAUUUUAUUUAAUCCUGGCCUAUAUGGGUUUCCUGGCUAUGGUCAGUUUCACAGUGGCUUUCUUUGCAAGGAAACUUCCUGACAGCUUCAAUGAAGCCAAGUUUAUUACCUUCAGCAUGUUGGUCUUCUGCAGUGUGUGGAUAUCCUUCAUUCCAACAUACCUGAGCACUAAGGGGAAAUACAUGGUGGCUGUUGAGAUCUUCUCUAUCUUAGCCUCCAGUGCUGGUUUGCUGGGCUGUAUCUUUCUUCCAAAAUGUUACAUUAUAUUGUUGAAGCCGGAGCUGAACAACAGGGAACUGCUAAUAAAAAGAAAGGCAAUGUAA